AUGAGGAUGGAGAAGAGGUCUCGGAGCUCUUCCAGGGAGUCUCACAGAAGACGCAGAGAGUCCCCGGCUGCGCAGAGCAAACGAGAGAAGAGAGAGAGCAGCAGAGAAGCUGGCAAAGGAAAGGGAGAUGUAAAGCAGGAGAAAGCCAAAGAGACCAAGAGCACUGCGGGGAGUGAUGGCAGGGUGCACACCUCCACAGUGGUGGAUGUGGAUGAUGUGGUGUCUGAUGAAGAAAUGGAGGCAAUGGCAUUGCUGGAUAGUGAGCAGCAAGAGGAAGGUGUGAAGUCUCCUGGUCUGGGUGUCUGUGAGUGGCUUUUGACCAUCUUGUCUUUCCUGUUCAUCAUUGUGACCUUCCCCAUUUCUGUCUGGUUCUGCAUGAAGGUAGUGCGGGAGUAUGAGAGAGCCAUUGUUUUCCGACUCGGGCAUCUCCUUCCUGGCAGAGCCAAAGGACCCGGCCUUUUCUUUUUCCUUCCCUGUUUGGACACCUAUCACAAGAUAGACCUCCGCCUCAAAACCCUAGAGAUCCCCUUCCAUCAGGUGGUGACCAAAGACAUGGUAACUCUGGAGAUAGAUGCUGUCUGCUACUACCGGUUGGAAAAUGCCUCUCUUCUCCUCACCACCCUGACCAGCAUCUCCAGUGCCAUCCAGCUGCUGGUGCAGACCACCACAAAGCGCCUCCUGGCACAUCAGGCCUUCUCUGAGCUUCUGCUGGAGAGGAAGAACAUCAGCCAGGAGAUAAAGGUGGCUUUGGAUGCGGUCACAGGCUGCUGGGGAAUCAAAGUGGAGAGAAUAGAAAUCAACAACGUGCAGCUGCCUGCUGAGCUCCGGCAGUCCCUGGCUGUGGAAGCGGAGGCCCAGAGACAGGCCAAAGUGCGGGUGAUCGCUGCAGAGGGGGAAAAGGCCGCUUCCGAGUCCCUGCGGAUGGCGGCUGAGAUCCUGUCCAGUGCUCCAGCUGCUGCUCAGCUCCGUUAUCUCCAUGCACUGCACUCCCUUACCACGGAGAAACCUCCUGCUUUCAUCUUGCCCUUGCCUCUGGAUGCCAUGAACCUGGUCUCUCCAGCUACCCACAGCCCUCCAGCUGUGAGCAGCCUCCUCACAGGCACCACAAAGCUCCCAGAAAACCCAAAAGACAAGAAGGACUCACCCAUGCUCUGA
Molecule: messenger RNA, 1155 nt
Organism: Prinia subflava (tawny-flanked prinia)
Lineage: Eukaryota; Metazoa; Chordata; Aves; Passeriformes; Cisticolidae
Gene: NPHS2
Product: NPHS2 stomatin family member, podocin
Exons: 8
Coding region: 1-1155 (384 amino acids)
Cellular component (GO): plasma membrane
Source: RefSeq, a predicted model, not a curated record